ACUGUGACAGCUAACUUAGCAUCCACUCAGUCAAUGACAGUAUUCCAAUAAGAUCGUGUUUGGUCCCCGGUAGCCAGGUGGGACCUAGAUUUUUCAAAUUUACUUUAAUUGUUUGCAUCCCGAAGUUCACUGUCUCCUUCAAAAUGGCAAAGGCACAGGAUGUAAUGCCGUCUGAGACGGAGUUAGACUGGAUUCAGAUGCGCAAAAAAUAUGAAGUCGGCCAAAUGCCUGAAACUACGAAAGAGAAAAUGGCCCGAAAGAUCCAGGAAAAUCCUCUGGUCCCAAUCGGGUGUCUUGCUACCCUGGGCGCGCUGACAUAUGGUCUAUGGAGCUUCCGAACGGGCAAUCGACGCAUGUCACAGAUAAUGAUGCGCACCAGAAUUAUUGCGCAAGGUUUCACUGUUGUUGCAUUGAUCGUUGGUGUCGGGCUAACGUACGCCAAAAAGUAGACGGUAGACAACUUAUCCCUCUAAAUUCGUAGUCCAUGUUAUUGUUUGCAAACAAAAAGGAGAUAUCUAGUAUCAUUCAUAUGUGAUUAUUUUGUAUAUAAAAAAUAGGCUUGACACUGAAUGUUUCAGAUAAUGAAAUGUUUUUUUUGGUAUAACU
Messenger RNA from Hermetia illucens (black soldier fly), 606 nucleotides. RefSeq names its product HIG1 domain family member 2A, mitochondrial. The transcript is spliced from 2 exons. Gene Ontology annotation, cellular component: mitochondrion. Lineage: Eukaryota; Metazoa; Arthropoda; Insecta; Diptera; Stratiomyidae. The coding region runs from base 144 to 449 and encodes 101 amino acids. The record is from RefSeq and is a predicted model, not a curated record. Gene Ontology annotation, biological process: mitochondrial respirasome assembly.